AUGAGGUUCUUGGAAGCUCGAAGUCUGGCUGUGGCCAUGGGAGACAUGGUGGUGGAACCUGCCCCUCUGAAGCCAAUUUCUGAGCCCACUCCUGGCCCACCAGGGAAUAACGGGGGCUCCUUGCUAGGCGUCAUCACAGAGGGGGUUGGGGAACUAUCGGUGAUUGACCGCGAGGUGGCUCAGAAGGCCUGCCAGGAGGUGCUGGAGCAAGUCAAGCUUUUGCGUGGAGGCGUGGCCGUCUCUAGCACAGGCACCCCACUGGAGCUGGUCAAUGGAGAUAUUUUGGACAGUGCGAUCCGUUGCCUGGAUGAUCCACCUUCCCAGAUAAGGGAGGAAGAAGAUGAAAUGGGGGCCACUGUGGCCUCAGGCACAGCCAAGGGAGCAAGGAAGCGGCGGCAGAACAACUCAGCCAGACAAUCCUGGCUCCUGAGGCUGUUUGAGUCCAAACUGUUCGACAUCUCCAUGGCCAUUUCCUACCUAUACAACUCCAAGGAGCCUGGAGUACAAGCCUACAUUGGCAACCGGCUCUUCUGCUUUCGCAAUGAGGAUGUGGAUUUCUAUCUGCCUCAGUUGCUUAACAUGUACAUCCACAUGGAUGAGGAUGUGGGUGAUGCCAUCAAGCCCUACAUCGUCCACCGUUGCCGCCAGAGCAUUAACUUUUCCCUCCAGUGCGCCCUGCUGCUUGGUGCCUACUCUUCAGACAUGCACAUUUCCACUCAGCGACACUCCCGUGGGACCAAGCUCCGGAAGCUGAUCCUCUCAGAUGAGCUGAAGCCAGCUCACCGGAAGAGGGAGCUGCCCUCUCUGAGCCCAGCACCUGACAUGGGGCUAUCUCCCUCUAAAAGGACUCACCAGCGCUCUAAGUCUGAUGCCACCGCCAGCAUAAGCCUCAGCAGCAACCUGAAACGAACAGCCAGCAACCCCAAAGUGGAGAAUGAGGAUGAGGAGCUCUCCUCCAGCACCGAGAGUAUUGAUAAUUCAUUCAGUUCCCCCGUCAGACUGGCUCCUGAGCGAGAAUUUAUCAAGUCCCUGAUGGCAAUUGGCAAGCGGCUGGCCACACUCCCCACCAAAGAGCAGAAAACACAGCGGCUGAUCUCAGAGCUCUCCCUGCUCAACCAUAAGCUCCCUGCUCGAGUCUGGCUGCCCACUGCUGGCUUUGACCACCACGUGGUCCGAGUGCCCCACACCCAGGCUGUUGUCCUCAACUCCAAGGACAAGGCUCCCUACCUGAUCUAUGUGGAAGUCCUCGAAUGUGAAAACUUUGACACCACCAACGUCCCCGCCCGGAUACCUGAGAACCGAAUUCGGAGCACACGGUCCGUGGAGAACCUGCCCGAAUGCGGUAUCACCCAUGAGCAGCGGGCAGGCAGCUUCAGCACCGUGCCCAACUAUGACAACGAUGACGAGGCCUGGUCGGUGGAUGACAUCGGCGAGCUGCAGGUGGAGCUCCCUGAAGUGCACACCAACAGCUGUGAUAACAUCUCCCAGUUCUCUGUGGACAGCAUCACCAGCCAGGAGAGCAAGGAGCCUGUGUUUAUAGCAGCAGGGGACAUCCGACGGCGGCUCUCGGAGCAGCUGGCUCAUACCCCCACAGCCUUCAGACGAGACCCAGAAGACCCUUCUGCAGUUGCUCUCAAAGAGCCCUGGCAGGAGAAAGUAAGGCGGAUCAGAGAAGGCUCCCCCUAUGGCCACCUCCCCAAUUGGCGGCUCCUGUCAGUCAUUGUCAAGUGUGGGGAUGAUCUUCGGCAGGAGCUCCUGGCCUUCCAGGUGUUGAAGCAAUUGCAGUCCAUUUGGGAACAGGAGCGAGUGCCCCUGUGGAUCAAGCCAUACAAGAUCCUUGUGAUUUCGGCCGACAGCGGCAUGAUUGAACCAGUGGUCAACGCUGUGUCCAUUCACCAGGUGAAGAAGCAGUCACAGCUCUCCUUGCUCGAUUACUUCCUGCAGGAGCACGGCAGUUAUACCACUGAGGCAUUCCUCAGUGCCCAGCGCAAUUUUGUGCAAAGCUGUGCUGGCUACUGCUUGGUCUGCUACCUGCUACAAGUGAAGGACAGACACAAUGGAAACAUCCUUUUGGAUGCAGAAGGCCACAUCAUCCACAUCGACUUUGGCUUCAUCCUGUCCAGCUCACCCCGAAACCUGGGCUUUGAGACGUCAGCCUUUAAGCUGACCACAGAGUUUGUGGACGUGAUGGGGGGCCUGGAUGGCGACAUGUUCAACUACUACAAGAUGCUGAUGCUGCAGGGGCUGAUUGCUGCUCGAAAGCACAUGGACAAAGUGGUACAGAUCGUCGAGAUCAUGCAGCAAGGCUCUCAGCUGCCUUGCUUCCACGGCUCCAGCACCAUCCGCAACCUGAAAGAGCGCUUCCACAUGAGCAUGACCGAGGAGCAGCUUCAGCUGCUGGUGGAGCAGAUGGUGGAUGGCAGCAUGCGGUCCAUCACCACCAAGCUCUACGAUGGCUUCCAGUACCUCACCAAUGGCAUCAUGUGA
Puma concolor (puma) is the source of this 2487-nucleotide messenger RNA. The record is from RefSeq and is a predicted model, not a curated record. NCBI's taxonomy places the organism in Eukaryota, Metazoa, Chordata, Mammalia, Carnivora, Felidae.